AUGGCAGACUUCACCGAUCAUCUCAAGCCUGCACACGAUGGCACAGCAACACUCCAGGCCGAACGCGACGGCUCGGACAUCGACGUCCACCAACUCGCACAGCACCUCCUAAGCCGUGAUGGCUUCCUGGAGCGGCAAGAAAAGGUGCUCCGAGUUUUAAGCAAGGAGAAGCUUUUCAAUAAAGAAAAGCAGCUGAAUUUGUCGCGCCCAGAGCGGUAUCAUCUAGGCCUAGCAAGAGCGAAGGCCAUUCAGAGAUUGAUGAGACGAGAAGGCUGGGACCAUGAAGACUACAAGAUGGCCGAAUACCUAACCGACGAGAUGAGCCCAUAUCAUCUGCAUAUGAGCAUGUUUGUUACAACGAUACGCGAGCAAGCAUCGGAAGGGCAGCAAAAGUAUUGGAUGCCGAAGAUCCUCAACCACGACAUUAUCGGCUGCUAUGCGCAAACGGAACUAGGCCAUGGCAGUAACGUACGAGGCCUGGAGACUGUCGCGAAGUGGGACCCGAUCGAAAAGGAGUUCGAAAUCCACAGUCCAACUUUGACGGCGAGCAAAUGGUGGAAUGGGUCAAUGGGAAGGACUGCCACGCACGCAAUUGUAGUCGCACAACUACUGUUGCCAAAACCGUCCUCUCAACCCGAUAGAUCAGAAGUUUCCGAUCAGCAUGCUCAUGAAAUUGAGUACGUUUCUCACGGUCCGCAAACUUUCGUCCUGCAGAUUCGGCACGCGAAGACCCAUCAACCUUUGCCAGGCAUUGCCGUAGGCGACAUCGGUCCGAAAUACGGAUAUGCAAGUAUGGAUAAUGGGUACAUGCUGUUCGACCACUUCCGCGUACCCAAGUCGGCUAUGCUGAGUCGCUAUACUGAAGUCUCUGACGAGACAGGUGCAUUCGUUCGGACUGGUCAUCCGGCCGUCGUAUAUGGGAGUCUGACGUUCGUACGCGGGCAGAUAAUAAUGCAUGCAAGGCUGGUUCUUGCACGUGCUGUUACUGUCGCCGUACGAUACUGUGCUUUACGACGCCAAUUCAAAGACCGGGACUCUACAAGCGCUUCAGAUAGUGAGAUGAAAGUUCUCGACUACCCUACCGUGCAAAUACGUAUCUUGCCGUUGCUCGCGACUACUUUCGCGCUGCAUUAUACAGGCGAGUACAUGUAUAUGUUGUACCACAGGUCGCGAGAGAAUAUCGAAAAAGGCGAUUUUGGACCCUUGGCGGAAUUGCAUAGCGCAAGCUCGGGGCUCAAGAGUCUGUGUACGAUGCUCGCUGCGGACGGCAUCGAGACUUGUCGACGCGCGAUGGGCGGCCAUGGCUUCGGUGGUGGAAGCGGAUUAGUAGGACUGAAUGCUGACUAUCUCUCCAAGCCAACGGUAGAGGGUGAUAACUGGAUGAUCACGCAACAAGUUGCCGCAUAUCUCAUCAAGAAGAUGGCAGAUGCUGUUAAAGACCCGGGCUCAACGCCUAAAGAUCCGACGGACAGACUCUUCCAAUACUACCUCUUGAACAAGGACCAUCGAAUGCCCCAAAACGUCUUGAAAGAAGGCGUAGUAGACGACCGCAAUAUAGUGGAGGUGUUCCAAUGGCGCGCGGCCGAUCUCUCUUAUCGUGCCUACCAAGCACGCGCCGUCGAGAAGCAGCCUUGGACACGCCUGAUGAUCCAACUCCACAAUCUCAGCCGCGCAUACUCGGAGCAGAUCCUCGUCACGAACUUCUACAACAGCUUCAGCUCCGUCAGUCCACCUACAUCAUCAAUAUUACGGACAUGCUUCCAGCUCUAUGCGCUUUAUACCGUCGAUCAGUUCGCUUCCUCGUUUACGAUGACGGCCGCCGUUCCGCAAGAGUCCUUGUAUACUUUACAAGAUAUAAUCUUAGAUCUCAUGGCUGAGUUGAGACCGCAUGCUGUGAAGCUUGUGGAUGCAUGGUCGAUACCGGAUUGGUUGCUCAACAGUGCAUUGGGUAGGUAUGACGGUAAAGUGUAUGAGGAGCUAUUCGAUAUGGCGCAUCGGAGAAAUCCGCUUAAUGAGGUGACAUUCAAUCCGGACUGGCGUAGUGAUGAGAUUGUUCUGGGAAGUGGAGACGGAGCCGAUAUUCUCUUUCGCAACCAAACUGCAUCUGCUGCGCAGAGAGCCGAGGAGUCAUGGCGAAAGCGGUCAAAGUCAAACCAGCGCGCUGUCGCUGCCGAAAGUAGCAGUACCUACAUCAAAACCCCACCAAGCGACGAGUCAACACCGCCUCAUUUGGACGAUCAACGUUCAUCCAGCGGCAGUGUACAUUCUCCCGGUGGAUCUGUGGAUGACCCUACUCAAGAUGCAUCAAGCGUCACGCUACCGACAAUCGAUCUAAGCCGAUUGACUAUUACCCCAGUGUCUAACCCAGACUACCGUAGAAGAGCAUUUGAACGCUUUGUGUACGACUUUGUGCUACCCGACUCGCCGAAUAGACCGGCGGACCAACCAGAUGAAGCUCUUUGGACGUUCAUUCCACUCUUGUACCAGGGCGCUCCAGAGGACUCGUUGAUCGCAACAGCCGUUGACGCAGUUUCUUACGUUAAUUUUGCUAACCGAUGUAAUGAUCCUCAGGCGCAGGCAUUAGGUGAGGAGUGCGUAGGAAGGGCAAUUCCGAUGUUGACAAAGACGAUCGCGGACAAGAAGCAGUCAGCCACGAAUGUAGCACUGUGCUCGGUACAUUUGAUGGGGGUUUACGAGAAUCUUACUAGCGUGCAACGGAAAGGCACAUUCAUUGCCCACAACCACGGCGCAAACGCCCUACUUCAACUGCGGACUGUUGAUCAGUUUUAUAGCGAUCCCAUAUCAGCCAGACUUUACGAAGUCAUAUAUUCGCAUCUGUUACUAGGUAAUCUACAGACAGCAAAGCGCCCUGCAAUACCGACAAGAGACGUGGUCAAGGUAGAUGAGUACCUUCCAAGCCUGUACAAGAACACUAACGCCUUUGUCAUUCGUCUGAUCUGGAGAGAGGCAAUGCUGCAUGCUCGAUGGCACGAAGUCAAGCAAAGCGCAAAUCCACCGACUAGCCGCCUUGCCUUGCAGGAGCUGCUGCAGACAGCGCUUGAACUAGAUCAUGACUAUCAAGCCUGGGAAUCACAGACUACACCAGCUUGGGACUAUCACAUGACACCCAACACACCAGAGGCUCGGUCGGCUUACGAUUCGAAAUGGCAAAAGCUCUUCUUAGGCUGUCGGGGCGCACCGGAAGAGAUUCAUUCAUACCCCAGCGUAAAACGCUCCUGGAUCUGGGGCUUUUAUCGCACCAGCCGUGUGCUUGUUCUACGCGAUCUGCUCGAAAUGUUGAACUGGAUGUUCAGGUUUCGAGACCCUGGUCUUUCCUAUGUGCCUCAAGCAGUACAAGGGCAGACUAUACCUACAGCUUUGAGCGACAGGAACCUCCGCGUGCGUCACUCAGUUGCUACCGCUCGUUUGGUCGAGGUAAUCGAAAAAAACUGUUCAGCCAUGCUCGGUAGCUUCACCGUGCCAAUACACAUGAAGUCUGUCGAUGACGUCGUGGGUAUGAGAGGAUAUGUUGACAUAUGGCCGCUGGGCACAAUGGAUGCUGUGCUCUGUUCAGGUCUCGUACCGGAUAGCAAUUCAGGCAAUAAUUCAUACGACGCUAGCCGUCUGCCAACUCCACCGCCGGCUUACUCGCAUCCUUCCAGCAUGCCACCACAUCUAGCUACGGCCGUUUCCAACGCAUCCUCAUCAAGCGAGCCCUCGGAGAACUUGGAAUCAUAUGCAACAGCGCCACAAUUCUCCGAACUUCACAACAUCCGCUCGAGAUCGGAAAGCGGCCUUAACUCCAGUCCAAGCCCACCAGCGAACAUCCCAUUAUUCGAUCCAAACGCAAAGAAGGAUCACAUUUUCGACCCCAGUCCCGCGCAUCCUUACGACCGUCCCUUAGAGCUUCCUCCGCUGGAUGUUGAGACGGUUGAGCCUAGGAGGAUAGACGUUGCGGCGAGACGUGAGUGGAUCAAUCGUUUGCUGUACUACUUCGCAACAGAACUGGGUCUGAAGAAGGCGCUGUGGGUACCGGUGAUGCAAGGCUUCAUGCCCACAGUGAAGCCAAUGGUUGACGAUAUUCUCAGCCAAGAAAGACGUUCUUAA
Messenger RNA from Alternaria atra, 4107 nucleotides. RefSeq lists its product as uncharacterized. Lineage: Eukaryota; Fungi; Ascomycota; Dothideomycetes; Pleosporales; Pleosporaceae. The coding region runs from base 1 to 4107 and encodes 1368 amino acids. Gene Ontology annotation, cellular component: peroxisome. The record is from RefSeq and is a predicted model, not a curated record. The transcript is spliced from 6 exons. Gene Ontology annotation, molecular function: FAD binding; fatty acid binding; acyl-CoA oxidase activity. Gene Ontology annotation, biological process: lipid homeostasis; fatty acid beta-oxidation using acyl-CoA oxidase.